Molecule: messenger RNA, 1458 nt
Organism: Rhinocladiella mackenziei CBS 650.93
Lineage: Eukaryota; Fungi; Ascomycota; Eurotiomycetes; Chaetothyriales; Herpotrichiellaceae
Exons: 4
Coding region: 1-1458 (485 amino acids)
Biological process (GO): proton transmembrane transport
Cellular component (GO): vacuolar proton-transporting V-type ATPase, V1 domain; fungal-type vacuole membrane
Molecular function (GO): proton-transporting ATPase activity, rotational mechanism
Source: RefSeq, a predicted model, not a curated record
AUGUCACUAAGUCCGCCUGCCUACCUCAGUUCACUGCAGAAUAACAUUAGAGCACGUCCAAAAUCGCUGACGAUUCUACCGAUUCCUUGGGACGGUGCUGUGCGGGCAGGAAAUCUUACUGAUGACCAGCUCAAGAAGAUUAGAUCUGUGGACAAGGUCAGAAAAGAGCAGAGGAAGCAGACAAUCGAAAAGGAUGUCCAGAGCUACAGUACGCUGCUAGUGGGUGGUUCCGACGGUGGCAGCGUGCUAGAGAAAGCUUCGAAACGAAACGAUAUCAUUCAGUAUAUCUUGGUUUUGGCGACGGACCUGAUCAGUGAUGCGCCAGCUCUUGCGACCGCGAUUCUCGAACAUGCCGAGCCGUACAAGAUCUUUCUGUCCUUCUUGAACCAACCCAGCCACCCAGAGGAGCCCAUCCUGCUCUUCUCCGCUACAUUCUUGGUCGACCUCAUUGCUAUCUCUCUAACGACGUCACCAAAACCCGCGCCGCGAGAUGACGAAGCACUCCCGCAGUUAUAUUCAUACCUAGCCAAGUUGGUUAAGAACCAAGACAGCGGUUUGCAGGACAUUGGAGUACAGCACAUGUCGCGGUUACUUCGAACGAAGCGGUCGAAAGAGCUAUUCUGGAAACAGAAAAUGGACACGGUCGAUCCACUAUUUGAUAUUUUGAGAAAAGCGGUGGGAACUGCCAAAGACAACGAUUCUUCUCUGUGGAGUGGAGCUACAAGUAUCAGAAGCAAUGACACCAGAUUUGGAGGAGGCGUUGCUCUACAAUUGAUGUACCAUGUCCUACUUGUGAUAUGGCAACUCAGUUUUGAGGGCGAGAUGGUUGGCGACGGUCUCGAAAAGGACGAGGAAAUCGUGCCGCUGUACGUGCAGCUACUUCGAAUGUCGCCCAAGGAAAAGACCACCCGUUUGCUCUUAGCAACAUUAAACAACUUACUCUCGUCGAACAAAGAGACCUUGAUUGCAGCUGCUACCACGGCAAGGCUUCCGGCCCUUCUAGGUAAUCUUAACGGGCGGCAUCUGACCGACCCUGAUUUGCUGGAAGAUUUGGAUGCUCUCAAAACGAUGCUUGAAGAGUAUACCAAGAAUCAGACCACUUUCGAUGAGUAUGCUGAUGAAGUCAAUUCUGGACAUCUACGUUGGUCUCCCCCCCAUCGCAACCCCACAUUCUGGAGAGAGAAUGCAUGCAAGAUUCUUGAAGACAAGAAGGGCGAACUUCCCAAAAAAUUGGCCGAGAUCAUGGCCAAAGGGUGGGAGUCGGAUAAAAAGGUCCUGGCGAUCGGAUGUAAUGAUGUGGGCAAUCUGGUCAAAGAGGUACCGGAGCAACGAUCAGCACUCGAAAAGCUCGGCCUCAAAGCACGGCUCCUGGAAUUGAUGGGAGAUUCAGACGAGAGCGUGAGAUGGGAAAGUCUUAAAGCUGUUGGGGAAUGGAUGCGAUACACAUUUGAGAAGUGA